CGGUCGGUGGCGCCUCCGUCUCGUGCUGUCCAGCGCUCUUCCUUCAGUAACUCUACAGUGAAUGUGAGUUGUACGUUACCACCUGCAGUUCGUUGUCUACAACAGCUUUCCCUUUGCAGAGUAAUGGCAGGUUGGGCUGCUGCUGCCUCCAGGUCGACAGAGAUGGACUAUGAACAUGCACUCAGCCCCUGCAGGCAACUAAAUCUCUACUAGUCCUGCUGCAACUCCAUGAACAAGAUCACUGUGAAAUACAGCCGAGCACCCAUCAGCGAUUAUGGACCCGAACUCCAACAACGAGAGGAAAAGGAUCUCCUGGACCACUUUACCUGAGGCUCCUUCACUGUAGAUGCUGCUCACUCCUCUAUUCACCAACAUCAUCUCAUGGCUGGGAUUCAGCAGCUACCUGUUAACUUGCAGACAAAUGUUUUGCUGAAGCCAUCUGUGUGAAGGAGCAUUAAAAAGACAAAAAAAAAGCAACGUUGGCUGUUGACUGCAAGCAGCUUGUGUGUCUGUGGUUGGGUCUGUAAUCAUGGGGAAGGAACAGGAUCUGCUGGUGGCAGUGAAGACUGGAGAUCUUCUGCUGGCGCACAAACUUCUCUCCAAAGUCAAGUGCAACAAAACCAAGUUGCUGGGCUCCACCAAGAGACUCAACAUCAACUACCAAGACUCAGACGGCUUCUCGGCGCUGCACCAUGCCGCGCUCACGGGCACUACGGAGCUGCUGUCUCUGCUGCUGGAGGCCCAGGCUACGGUGGAUAUCAAGGACAUCAACGGCAUGCGUCCUCUCCACUACGCAGCAUGGCAGGGAAAAGCAGACUCGGUCUUAUUGUUGCUGAGAGCCGGAGCUUCAGUCAACUCCGCUUCCCAUGAUGGACAGACGCCGUUACAUCUUUCUGCUCAGUAUGGACACUACGAGGUGUCUGAGAUGUUGCUGCAGCACCAGUCUAAUCCCUGCCUGACGAACAAGGCAAAGAAGACUCCUCUAGAUCUGGCCUGUGAGUUUGGCAGACUGAAGGUGGCUCAGUUGCUGCUGAGCAGUAACAUGGUGACAGCCCUGUUAGAAGGGGAGGGGGUGCACGACAGCCUGGAAUCUCCAUCCACCACUCCCCUCCACCUGGCAGCCAGGAAUGGACACAAAGACAUAAUCAAGUUGCUCCUCAAAGCUGGUAUUGACAUCAACAGAACCACUAAAGCGGGGACGUCUCUGCAUGAGGCUGCCCUCUAUGGCAAAACUGAAGUGGUGCGACUGCUGCUUGAUGCGGGCAUCAAUGUGAACAUGCGCAACACGUACAACCAGACAGCUUUGGACAUUGUCAACCAGUUCACCACCUCCACAGCCAGCAGGGAAAUCAAACAGCUGCUGAGAGAGGCAUCAAGCUCUCUCCAGGUCAGAGCGGUGAAGGACUACUGGAACCUCCACGACCCCACUGCUCUUAACCUCCGCGCUGGAGAUCUUAUUAUGGUCCUGGAGCAGCACUCAGACGGCCGCUGGAAAGGUCACAUCCACGACACGCAGCGGGGGACAGACAGGGUGGGCUUCUUCCCACCUUCAGUGGUGGAGGUCCUCAGCAGACGAGCAGGAGGCACUCUCUCCCGCCAAGCCUCAAUGCCUUGCCAACGACAACACUUUGCAUCCAGAGCUCCUUCCUCAAGCCAUGGCCCCACCCCUCAGACUGAUGACUCAUACACCCUUGGCUAUGAUCCCACAGGUGACAGAAACAGUGUUGGGAGUGCAGGCAGUGUGGGCAGCAGCCGCAGUGCCGGUAGCGGCCAGAGCUCAGAGAGCGGCCACAAACAGAAUGGGAUUCAAAAUCGCCACAAUGCUGACACUGGCAAGCUGGCUCCCUCUGCUGGUGAAUCAGGAGAUCAUCUCCACAUCGCAGGAGCAGACCAUAGCAAACAGGCUGAUGGAUCCACAGGUGGUUCCCGUCGGCAGGUCAACGGCACUCCUCAGAAAGGCUUCGUGAGGCCAGAGGAGCUUCUGGAGGGCAAGGACUCUGAGGCCAUUUACCAGUGGUUAUGUGAGUUCCAGUUGGAGCAGUACACAUCUAACUUCAUCAGUGCAGGAUAUGAUGUACCCACCAUCAGCAGGAUGACCCCUGAGGACCUGACAGCUAUUGGAGUGACCAAACCAGGCCACAGAAAGAAGAUUUCAAUGGAGAUCGGCAAGCUGAGCAUCCCUGAGUGGCUGCCUGAUUACAUUCCUUCGGACCUGGGAGAGUGGCUGAGUGUGAUUGGACUGCCUCAGUACCAGAAGAGAUUGUGUGACAACGGCUAUGACUCCAUUACUAUCGUCAAAGACAUUACCUGGGAGGACCUGCAGGAGAUAGGCAUCACCAAACUGGGCCAUCAGAAGAAGCUCAUGUUAGCAGUGAAGAGACUUUGUGACCUGCAGCGCUCUCGUAACCAUGCCGACAGAGCUGGAGGUGGGACUCUCCGACGGAAGCCCCCUGCCGCCCUGGAGCUGGUGGCCAUUGAACACACACCAACACACAAUGUGCACGCUCACACUCAUGCCCGCUCUGAUGCUCCUUCUGACGACUGCUGCCCCUCCCCUCGCACCCCCAGGACCCUCAUGUCCUUCCAGGACAGCGAGUUGAGCGCCGAGCUGCAGAGUGCUAUGAUGGGCAGAGCUGGAGGAGGAGCUGCCGAGGCAUUCGGCAUCAGGGGCGUGACCUCUGCAGCAGUUAUAUCUGCCAUGUCAGUCAGUCAGGAGAGCAUUAGCAUGAGAUCGCGGGGAUCAGGGAAUUCUGGAAAUUCAGGAUAUUCUCAAGAUCACCAGGCUGCACCGUCCUCAGCCAAGAUAUCCAGCCGGUCAGAGGAGAGUCUAGGGAGCGGUGCAGGGGAGGAGGCCAAGCGUGGGGGAAGCAGUCCUGGAUGCAGAGGUAGACAGAGACCUACAGAGAUGUGGGAGCACCAGAGUCGCUCAGCUACCCCCAACAAACUCCCCUUCUCCCCCCUAACACCUCCGCUAACCCCCAGCAAGAUGCCUCGCUUUGCAUACCCGGCCGUCCCACCCAAGGCCAAACACUUCCAGUCUCCAAACCGCCUCUAUCAGCCUCAGCAUCAUCCACCUCCCUCCCCUUCCUCCCCAUCCCCGCAGCCUUCCCCUACACAGAAGGCCUUCAGUUACAUCCACGCUCAGGCAGGAGGCAUCAACGGGGCCCCACGGGUGCUUUCCAAGCCUCUGCCUGGAGCUGUACCUCUGCUGGGACCCCGGCCUGGGCAGGGCCCAGCUGAGGAAGCCCAGAGGGGCCCGCACAAGAAGCGUGCCCAAAGCCUGACUCGCUACGCCUUGUCUGAUGGCGAACCGGACGAUGAUGACGACCCUGUUCCCUCCCACACCUCUGCUUCCUCUGGAGCCAUGCCCUCCUAUGCCACCCUGUCGCGCAGGCCGGGACGCGGGCACACGAGUGCCACAGGGGCCCAACGCCACAUCAACCGCAGCCACUCUUUUGCUGUGCGAUCUCGACGCAAAGGCCCUCCCCCACCACCGCCCAAGAGGAUGAGCUCGGUAAGCGGCAGCCCGGCACGCCAACCGGGGAAUGGACAAGGGGUGGAGCCAGAGGUGAAGGGAGGGGUGGAGACAGAGAGCUCAGGCAGUGUGAGGAGCAUCGCAGCCAGGUUAGAGGGAAGCAGCAGCAGCAGCAGCCCAUCCAGGAGGAUAGAUAUACCUCCACCUCAUAUCCCAGUUUCACCUGUUUUCAUUCCCGUUUCCUCCCCGAUUCCACACGGGAUGACUCCUCACGUCAUCCUACAGCACUCCAAACCUGUCCCUGCUCUGGGUGUUGGGGGCCUGAGGAGGACAGGAAGCGAGAGGACAGAAGUGGAGAUUGACAGGCAAACACUUGAAGAGAGAGCCAGGAAAAGUGAAAGAAUGUCAAAGAGUGCUACUGCAUCUCCGAAGCACGCUGACCACCUCCCUUUCGCUGAAGAAGGCAACCUCACUAUCAAACAGAGGCCAAGGAUGUCAGCUGUCACCCACGCAGACACUGAAAUCAGAACUUCUCCACAACGUCCAGCCCAGACUCCGACCAGCCUGGAGCUCCCCGAGUUCAACCUGAAAGAGUCUGACACGGUGAAAAGACGACACAAACCCAAAGACAAAGACUCAUUGACACCUGAUGAGGUUACCUCCCCUCACAGGGACAACAACCACCUGCAAACCAACAGUCUUCACACGUACAAUGAAUUCAGGGCGCAGAGUGAUGAUGAAUCUCAGAGGCCAGGGAUUAUGUUCCAGAGAGUGGGCUCCAUGGGAAAAGGCCCAAAGCCUCCAGUGUCCUCAAAACCUCCCAGUCCACUCAAACAACCCUCUAACAGCAGACCAACAACCCCCCAGAAAGCCAUCUGUUCAGUACCAGCUAGUCCACAAACAGCCAUUCCUAAACUAACCAGUGUACAGAUUCACACAGUCUCCCCGAAACUGGGCGGCAGCAUUCACACACAGACAUGUAUACCUAGCCCCAAACCUGUGCACCCACAGACAGUGAUGUCCAAGCCAGAGACUCCCCAGAAAGCUGCUGGUUUGUCUGUAUCAAGACUCCCUCAGCCCAGCAUGGUGUCUGCAUCAACAGCAGGACUGAACCUCAACGUGGUCCAGAGCGUUACAUUUGCUGCUCCUUCUACCCCAACUCCGGCCCAUUCGUACCCCACCUCGGCACCUCCAGGUCAGACAGGGAAAGCAGGGACGGCCGGUCUGGAGGUGCUGGCUCAGAAGAGGCUGGAGCAAACCAGUACAUCACUGGAGGCUGCCCUCAAAGUGGUGGAGAACAAACUGGCGCAGGGGAGCAAUGUGGACAGUGGCAGCAGCACAGUGAAGGCGGCAGGAAAUAUUCUGGAUGACAUCGGCAACAUGUUCGACGACCUGGCUGACCAGCUGGACGCUAUGUUGGAGUGACACCCCCCCAACUCCCUCACAAACUUCCUUUCUUAGGAGAGCGACAGACCAAACACGGAGAGUGAGCUCCCUUUGAAGCUGCUGAGAGCAGAGACAGUGGAGGGCUCAGCUCCUCUCCAUCACUCUGGGUAAAUCCAUAACAGAAACUUUAUUUAUCUACGACGGGGGAAAUUCUCAGAAAGUGCACAUCUGAGGAUUUCCUGCACGACUUUUCCUCAGUAUUGCCCAGUUUUUUUCAACGCGAGCACUUCGCCUUAGGACACACACCUGGGAAUGUUAUUGGAGGAACAACAAACUGCAGCUUCCACACAUCUCUGUGUGUGUAUGUGUGUGUGUUCAGUAUAGUAUCACUAAAGGGAAUGAGGGUCCACUUUAUUCAUGUUACCUGUAAAUAUAUAGAUGAGUCUAUGGUGACACUGUGUAUGUGUGUAGUCUUUAUACUGAAUAUAUUUAUACUUCUGUAUGUUUGUUUUGUAACAAAUGGAGUUCACUGUUUAAAUCAUUCUGGUGUAAAUUAGCAUAACUGUCUUAUAUAUAUUUUGCUGCUUCUUGUCUAUAACACGGGAAAACUAUUGUAUUUAAAGCAGCGUAUUCCUGAUGUGUUGCAACAUGUUUUUACCAAAGUCUUUUAUCCUCUUCACGAGGCACGUUGUGGGGCUUCUGUCAGCACUAAGUGAGGAAACAUUCUGUCUUUAAAGCGUUCUCGUCGGUGCAUCAGGUGUGACUGUGGAGCUCAGUCCACCUCCCACUAACAGUUUGGAAGGUUUUACAGCUCGCCUCAGGGUGCUAUGAAGUGAACUGACUGUAAGUGUGCUGGUUUCAGAGAAGAAUUCCAAAGAGUACAAAGCAUUUCAAGUAAGUCAUCUGAAAGAAUAUGGUCAUUAUUUCAAAGUGACUCAACACUGUUAGAGAUCGGGUGUGUAUAGAGGAGUCUGCAGUGUGCUACAGGAAUCAUUAAAGACUUUAACAUGUUAAAAAAUAAAAUAACAUCAAAUGAUAAGUUGAUACCUUUUAAAAUGCCAUUGCAAAGUUUUUUUCUUUACUUUUUUUUUUUUUUUUUUUUUAACAUUUAAAGGGACAGUUCACCCCAAAAUUAAGAAUCCAUAUUUUUUCCCUUACCCGUGGUGUUGUUUAUCAGUCUAAAUUGUUUUGGUGUAAGUUUUAGAGUGUUGGAGAUAUCAGCCAUAGAGUUGUCUGCCUUCUCUCCAGUAUAAUAGAACUAGAUGGCACUCGGCUGGUGCUGCUCAAAGCAACAAAAAACACACACCUUUAAAUUCUCCUAGCACACUCCAGAUUCCACUGAGGAGCAGGGACCUCUCACAAAGCAAUCAGUGUGUUAAACAGCUUAUUGUGGUUAACUCUGGCUUUUUCUUUUUUACUUUUUACUGCUGCAAUGAAUGAAUUCCCCAGCAGGAAUCAGUACUUUCAUUAAAUAUGUUACUAUGGAUCUGUUGCAUAUGAUUAGCUCUUCCAUAUACAUGAGCUUAUAGUUGGGUUGAUAAAGUCAGAGUUAACAGAACCAGCUGGUAACCCGCUUUGUGAGGCAAGUUAUUCAGGAUCACCAAAGUUUACUGAAGCCGGAUGUCUCAAAAAGGUUGUACAGUGAACGUAAUGUUUGGGAACUAGGAGCUGUUGUUUCGUUGUAUUUUACUUUCAUUAACCUCUCCCUCUGUUGUAAUGCACCUUACAAAGUAUUCACUGCACAAAACUAUGCUUUUAUGAUUGACCCACCUGACGCCACUGUCAGCCAUUGACCCAAUGCCAUACACUUAUUGUGCGACUCAGUGUCUGUCUGUGAGCCAUCCUCUGUUAGUGAGCUCAGUAAAGAAAAGCCAUCUUUGAUUUUUCAUUUGUCCUUUUUUUUAACGGCCCUCAGAAAGUUCUUCCCAAGACUUGGAUGCACUGUAAAAAAAAUCAGGGAGUUGGCAUGUUUUUAAGAUUGCGAGGUGUACUUGUAUUUUUACAUCAAACAUAACAUUUAGCACUAUUGAUUCCUCUGUUCUGUUUUGAUGGAUGCCUGUUACUUUUUAAUAAUAUUUCCAUUGAAUUCUGUAUCAUCCUGAAAAUCAUUAAAAGGAGAAUUUGUACUGAGGAAGAGUUUGUCCAGGUGUAUUCAGAUAGGAAGUGAGGAUGAUUACUUACUCUGUACCCUUUUUUCCACUAAAAUUAACACAUAUAUGCAGGUUAUUUAAAUGUGGGAAAACCAAAAAUAAGCGACAGACUCGUUUCCCCAGCGCCAGUAGAGGAGUAUGGCUCUCAGUUAUAUUUGUGGUUUGUAAACUUGGACGUGACAAAUGUGCCAGAAAAGGUCAGUAAACAGUAGAAAGUGCUUGAAAGCCAGUGAAAAUGUUACGGUGGUAACUUCUUUGUACGCUGUUGCCGGAGGCAUUAUGUUUUUAGGUUAUCUGUCCUUCUAUCCGUCCAUCGACCCCAUACAUACCAAUGUGUUAUCUCGGGAACGCCUUGAGGGAUUCUCCCUUAAAUUUGGCACAAACUUCCACUUGGACUUAACCAUAAACUGAUUUUUAUGGUCAAAGGUUAAGGUCACUGUGACCUCGUCCGUCUCAAUCUUGAGAAUAUGUUUUCUCAAGAACACCUUGAAGGAAUUUCUUCAAAUUUGAUACAAACGUCCAUUUAAAUUCAGGGAUGAAAUGAUUAGAAUAUAUUGGUCAAAGGUCCUGUGACCUUGCGUCUGUCCAAUUCUUGUGAAAGCAAUAUCUCAAGAAGGCCUUAAGGGACUUAAAUGUGGUAUAAACGUCAACUUGGAACCUUGAUGGUCAAUGGUCAAGGUCACUGUGACCCCACAAAUAAUGUUUUGGGCCUUAACUCAAGAAUUCAUGCGCUAAUUAUGACGAAAUUUGACACACAUUUCUAAUAUCAUGACAUAAUAAUGACUUUUUAUGUCCAAAACGUGAAUGGACCUGUAUCUGUAUAGCGCCUUUCUAGUCUUCUGACCACUCGGAGCGCUUUUACGCUACACAUCACCUUCACCAGUUCACAUAUAUUCCCACACUGGUGGCUCAGGGCUACUAUACAUGGUGCCACCUGCUACUCUGUUAGCCAUUCAUACAUGAUCGCACACCAAUGGCACAGCCAUCGGGAGCAAUUUGGGGUUCAGUAUCUUAUCCAAGGAUACUUUGACGUGGAGCUGUUAGUGGGUUUUUGUCCAGUGGAAAAGGGGCUAUACACUCAAUCGAAAAGAUGUGAGUGGUGAUUUUUGAUACUGGUUAGUGCAGCUUUAAGAUGAUUUGUGUCAGAUCACUGUUUCCAAUGUUAAACAUGUACUGCAUUACAAACCAGACUCAAUUCCAUUUGAUCAAAACAUUAUAUUUAUCAGUGCUCAUCAAUACAUUUAACAGCACAGAGCCAGCAUCUGUACACUUUAUAUUUUCAUAUGGUAAAAUUGUCAUGUGUAGUCGAUGCUCAGACCAACAGAUGCAGCUUUGAAUUCCUGCAGGUUCAGCAGAAUCAACAAAACUUAGUGAGGAGCUUCAUUUCUCUCAGGUCAGUCCAAAUAAAAUGUCCUCUAAAAUCAUUUAUUCAUGUAUGUACAAUCAUCUAUCAAGAGCAACAUGAAAAAAUAAAUGUGUGAUUUCCUUGAAUCAUAUAUGAAGACAGAAACCCUGGAGUGACAUGACAGAUUGUUUUCCUUGGACCACCUUAAGACUCAAACACACUGAUGAUUCAGAUUGUCGUGGAAUGGUUGUGUUGGCAGUGAGGGCUCAGGACAGUUACUCAGCAUUGAUCAUUCACACAUACUGACGAGGAUAUUCUUUCAUUCUAGUUGCUGAUUGCAGACAUCAAAAUCUGACAUUCGUUUAAACUGCAGAUUUUAAAUUCAAAAUCUGCCAGUAAUAAUUAUUCCCCCAUGUGCCCCGUUAUUCCUUACAUGGUCCUUUCAUAUGAGAAACUGUACAUCACUAUUUUCCUCUUUUAAACAUUUUUCUUAAUAUAUUAACAUUCAUUCCUGUGUGACAUCAACAAUUAUUAAAACAUGAAAUAAAAGUGGCAAAACUAAAUUAAAACAAAAAAAA
This is a messenger RNA of Epinephelus moara (kelp grouper), 8934 nucleotides long. RefSeq names its product caskin-2-like. Gene Ontology annotation, molecular function: protein binding. Bases 530 to 4900 code for a protein of 1456 amino acids. The transcript is spliced from 21 exons. NCBI's taxonomy places the organism in Eukaryota, Metazoa, Chordata, Actinopteri, Perciformes, Serranidae. The record is from RefSeq and is a predicted model, not a curated record.